AUGAAGAACCCUUUUGAUAUGUCCGAGAUCGACAGUGCUGUUGAUGAGACGGAGAACCAAAUUAAUAUCAAUGCCUACCAGUCCCAUGAUGGCAAUCGCUCUAUUAUCCAGAAUGAAGAACGCCGUGGUGAUGAUCUUCACAACCGCUUUAUUGGUGCGAUCGAUACUGGCACUACCAGCUCUCGUUUCAUUAUCUUUGACUGCACUGGUGUCCCGGUCGCUAAAUACCAGACUGAAUUCCCUCAGAUUCACCACUACUCAGGAUGCCAUGAACAAGACCCCUUUGACCUAGUUGACUCUGUCUACAUUUGUAUCGAAGAAGCUAUGAAAUCCUUCCUCGCCCUGGGUCACUCCAAGGAUGAUAUCGAAGCCAUUGGUGUCACCAGUCAACGAGAGACUACGAUUUGCUGGGACUGGGAAACGGGUGAACCUCUGUACAACGCCAUUGCCUGGCCCGACACCAGAACCCUGGGCCUUGUCCGCGAGUUGAAGGCUAAGCCCGGAGCCGAGGACCUGGCCAAGAUCUGUGGUCUCCCCCUCUCGACCUACCCCUCCUCCGUCUCAUUGGUCUGGCUUCUCCAGAACAGCCCCGAAGUCCAGGACGCUUACGAGGAAGGCCGCCUUGCCUUCGGUACUGUUGACUCUUGGCUCCUGUACAACCUGAACGGUGGCGUGGAAGGAGGUCGUCUCGUGACCGAUGUGACCAACGCAUCCAGAACCAUGUUCAUGAACCUUGAAACUCUCGAAUACGAUGACCGCUUGCUGAAGUUCUUUGGCAUUGACCGGAACAAGAUCCGUCUUCCUGAAAUCAUUCCGUCUGCCGACCGUGAAGGUUUUGGUUGUGUCUCCUCUGGCCCUCUUGAGGGUGUGCCCAUCACCAGCUGUUUGGGUGAUCAGUCUGCCGCUUUGGUGGGCCACUGCGCUUUUACCCCCGGUUCUGCCAAGAACACCUAUGGUACCGGUUGUUUCCUUCUGUACAACGUUGGCCAGGAGCCUAUCAUCUCGAGUCAUGGUUUGCUGAGCACCGUGGGUUUCCAGUUGAGUCGGGACAAGAAGCCUGUGUACGCUCUCGAAGGUAGUGUGGCGGUCGCUGGAAGCGGUGUUUCAUUCCUCAUGAAUAACUUGGGUUUCUUCCGUGACUCGCGCAAGGUCAGUGAUCUCGCUGGGUCCGUUCCAGACAGUGGUGGUUGCGUCUUCGUCACUGCCUUCUCUGGUCUCUUUGCUCCUUACUGGAUUGAUGAUGCCAAGGGAACUAUCUUUGGUAUCACUCAGCACACACAGCGUGGCCACAUUGCUCGCGCAACCAUGGAGGCCGCUUGCUUCCAAACCAAAGCUAUUCUCGAUGCCAUGGCUAAGGACAGUGGACAUAACUUGUCCGAGUUGACCGUCGAUGGUGGAAUGAGUAACUCGGAUAUUUGCAUGCAGUCUCAAGCCGAUAUCAUUCAAAUUCCCAUAGAGCGCCCCGCUAUGCACGAAACCACCGCCCUCGGAGCUGCAAUUGCCGCGGGGUACGCCAUCAACAUAUGGAAGGAGUUUAGCGAACUGAAGAACAUGAACCGCGCCAACACUACAACCUUCGAGCCAAAGAUCACCCCCGCCAAGAGUGCCAGGAUGUACAAGCAGUGGGAAAAAGCUGUUGACAUGUCUCGUGGCUGGCUCAACACGGACGAAGCCGAAGCCGAAGACGAAUAA
Molecule: messenger RNA, 1692 nt
Organism: Aspergillus wentii DTO 134E9
Lineage: Eukaryota; Fungi; Ascomycota; Eurotiomycetes; Eurotiales; Aspergillaceae
Product: glycerol kinase
Exons: 4
Coding region: 1-1692 (563 amino acids)
Biological process (GO): glycerol-3-phosphate biosynthetic process; glycerol metabolic process; triglyceride metabolic process
Cellular component (GO): mitochondrion
Molecular function (GO): glycerol kinase activity
Source: RefSeq, a predicted model, not a curated record